Messenger RNA from Epithele typhae, 1740 nucleotides. RefSeq names its product kinase-like protein. NCBI's taxonomy places the organism in Eukaryota, Fungi, Basidiomycota, Agaricomycetes, Polyporales, Epitheliaceae. The record is from RefSeq and is a predicted model, not a curated record. Gene Ontology annotation, biological process: protein phosphorylation. The coding region runs from base 1 to 1740 and encodes 579 amino acids. Gene Ontology annotation, molecular function: ATP binding; protein kinase activity. The transcript has 6 exons.
AUGCACUCCGAUGCUUUUGAUGUCAUUCCCUUCGAGGACAUCCAAGGAGAUUGGAAGAAACUAGGUUCGGGCUCGUUCGGCAACGUCUACAAGGCAACAUACCUUGGGAUCGAGGUCGCGAUCAAGGAGGUCCUCCCCUCGAACGAUUACGAUGUCGCGAAGUACUUCGAGCGCGAAUGGCGGCUGAUGAAAGAAGCGCGCCAUCCCAACGUUGUGCUCUACAUCGGCCUCUCGCGCGCCCCCGACGGCCGCAUCUUCAUCAUCUCCGAGUUCAUCGAGAACGGCAACCUGCGCAUGUACAUCCACGACAAGAACAAACCCUUCCCUUGGCGUCUCCGCAUGUCCUUCGCGACCGACAUCGCCCGCGCCCUCGCCUACCUCCACGCGCGCAAGUGCAUACACCGCGACCUCAAGGGCGAAAACCUGCUCGUCACCGCGAACGGCCGCCUGAAGAUCACCGACUUCGGCUUCGCGCGCAUCGCGGCCCGGAACGAGGAGGAGAGCAAGCGCCUCACGUUCUGCGGCACGGACUCGUACAUGUCCCCCGAGAUCCUCCUCGGGAACGAGUUCGAUCUCCCCACAGACAUCUACUCGCUCGGCGUCAUCUUCUGCGAGAUCCUCUCCCGGAAACUUGCCGACGACCACACCUUCCGCCGCACGCCCCCGCUCUUCAACGUCGACGACGACGAGGUCCGCAGGUUGGCGACCCCUGGAUGCCCACCAGACCUGAUGAAGUUGGCGCUCGACUGUAUGGCGCAGAUUCCAAGCGCGCGCCCCACGACGCGGGAGAUCCUCGACCGGCUCAGGGAGAUCGAGGCGGAGGUCCUGGCGCGACCGUCGGAGGACGACAUCCAUCUCGGCACCGUCAAGUUCAUGACCGGCAUUCGCAGACCGGGCGGUGCACCGCGGAUCCCGAGCUUCGGGAUGGGCAUCGGCAAGCCGUCGGCGCACAAGGCCUCGCACUCGUCCGACGACGACUCCGACGACGAGUUCACGAAGGUGGUCGAGGGCCUCAGCCGCGUCAACCUGCACAGCGCGUGGAGCGAGGGCACCGCAGGACACGACGACACCAGCCACACGAGCGAGCAGCCGCUCAUCGACAGCACCUCGAGCACGUUCUCGGACUACAGCACGACCGUCAUCCGCGCGCACUCGGGGCAGUAUUCGGACACGGCACCGCCCUCGCUGUCGUCGAUCCUCACGGUGCGCGCGCCGCCAUCGCCGAACGGCUCGGACGAUCUCGUGGGGCACCCGCUCGCCGUCGGCGCGCACGCACCCACGCCGACGACGACGGACUCGAUGCUCUCGAUCGAGUCGUACCACACCGCGUCGAGCAGCAUCAUGUCGAUCGCCGCCGCGACCGAGGGAGGUUCGACGAUGCGCGGGUCGACGAUCCCGAUGGUCCACCGCUUCACGCUCCUCAAGCCGGGCACGAAGCGCGGCUCGGGCACGGAGAAGGAGCUCCAGCUGGAGUCGACGUGGAACCCGCUCGAGCUCUUCUUCUCGAGCACGCUCCUCAGCGCCAAGUGCGACGUGUGCGCGAAGCGGCUCGGGUGGAAGCCCGUGCUUGAGUGCGACGACUGCGGGAUGAAGACGCAUCUCAAGUGCGGCGACCUCGCGCCGACGGACUGCGGCGUGCGCGCGCGCACGCACGCACCGCCAACGAAUGUGACGCCGCCACCGUCGUCGCCGAAGUCGAAGGUGACGAAGAUCAACGGGAAAAGCACCUCCCCGCGCUAG